Talaromyces marneffei is the source of this 1512-nucleotide messenger RNA. RefSeq lists its product as uncharacterized. NCBI's taxonomy places the organism in Eukaryota, Fungi, Ascomycota, Eurotiomycetes, Eurotiales, Trichocomaceae. The transcript has a single exon. Gene Ontology annotation, biological process: L-arabinose metabolic process; arabinan metabolic process; pectin catabolic process. The record is from RefSeq and is a predicted model, not a curated record. The coding region runs from base 1 to 1512 and encodes 503 amino acids. Gene Ontology annotation, molecular function: alpha-L-arabinofuranosidase activity.
AUGCAUUCGCGAUCUAGCUUUAGCGCCUUUGCACUUGGCCUUGCUCUUGCAUGCACGCCUGUCAGAGCCGACAAGCCCUGUGACAUUUAUGCGGCUGGUGGCACGCCAUGUUAUGCAGCACAUAGCACUGUUCGUGCUCUGUACGACAACUAUAUGGGUGCACUGUAUCAGAUAAUCCGUGGCUCCGACGGUGCCACUUACGAUAUCGAUACUCUACCCAAUGGCGUCGCUCAUAUCAGUGCCCAAGACUCGUUCUGCAACGGCUCAACUUGCCUAAUAAGCAUAAUCUACGACCAGUCUGGGAGAGGAAACCACCUCACGCAGGCACCCCCUGGAGGCGCUGCUCAAGGCCCGGAAAGUGGUGGUAAAGAUUAUUUAGCAAGCGCAAUCGGUGCACCGGUCUACGUUGAUGGCUCAAAGGCAUAUGGAGUGUUCAUUUCCCCGUACACUGGCUAUCGUAAUAACAACGUCAACGACUCAAUUACAGGCGAUGCUGCCGAGGGCAUGUAUGCAGUCUUUGACGGCACACACUAUAAUGGCAACUGCUGUUUCGAUUACGGAAACGCCGAAACAAACAACCAGGACCCUGGCAAUGGUCAUAUGGAAGCCAUCUACUUUGGCAAUGGCGGAUACAAGGGUUCUGGCGAUGGGCCCUGGGUUCAAGCUGAUCUCGAGAAUGGCUUGUUUUCUGGCGCUAGCCGUGGCGUGAAUGAGGACAACAAGAGCAUCCAGGCCCGCUUUGUGACUGCGAUUCUCAAGGGUAAGACAAAUCAAUGGGCUCUCCGUGGUGGGGAUGCUACUUCGGGCUCACUAUCGACAAUGUACAGCGGCGUACGCCCAAGCGGAGGCUAUAAUCCCAUGAGCAAGGAGGGAGCUAUUAUUCUUGGGAUUGGCGGUGACAACAGCGAUAGGGCGCAGGGAACAUUCUACGAAGGCGCUAUGACGACUGGAUAUCCAUCUGAUGAUACUGAGAACAAAGUUCAGGCUAAUAUUGUUGCAGCUACAUAUGGCGUUGCCGGUCCUGUAUCUCCAAAUUUUAAAUUUGCGAAGGGUUCGGCCAUUUCCUUGCGCGCAACAACGUCCUGCUGCACAAACCGGUACAUCGCCCAUACCGGCUCGACUGUCAAUACGCAGGUUAUUUCAUCUUCUAGCAGCGCAAGUCUGAGAGCGCAGGCUAGCUGGAUCGUUCAUACAGGCCUGGGUAAUAGCCUCUGCUACUCAUUUGAAUCAAAAGACACUCCGGGCAGCUAUAUCCGUCAUUCAAAUUACGAACUCUAUCUCGACGCGAAUGACAAUAGCAAGCAGUUUGGCGAAGACGCUACAUUUUGCCCACAAACUGGAAUAAACGGUGCUGACCAUUUCUCAAUGCGAUCUUGGAGCUACCCUGCACGCUAUUGGCGCCACUACAACGCUAUACUUUACAUUGCUGGCAAUGGUGGUCCUAAUAACUUUGAUGCUACCUAUGCGUUUAACGACGACGUGAGCUUUGCGAUCACUUCGGGGCUUGCCUAG